GGGGGGAGCAAAAGCAUGUCAAGUAACUACAGCAGUCAUGAGCUUUAGCGACGGCGACUCGUCCGCAACUCACACCGCGAGACCCCGACGCGGCACCCCGCUCGGGCUGGAGCGCGCUCGCCGAAUGGACGUCCAUGGACUGGACUGAGAACCUCCGCAUCUAUCGCACCGAAGGAAGGAGGGAAAGAGAACCCCCACCCUCCCCCUGUGCAUGUUCAAGUUCCCUGCUCCGACCGGAGGGACGUCGCCCGCAGGACCGAGGAGCUGCGGCGGGACGAGAAGUUUAGCGCCGUGAUUAGUCUCCCCCCCCUCUCUCUCUCUCUCUCUCUCUCUUCUCUCUCUCUAUCCUGUUCUGUUGCGUUUUUUAGUUGUUGUUCAUGUCACGCCACGGGACGGGCGGAUUAACGUUUCCCCGAUGAAAAUAAAUCACCUGCGGAGGGACCCCGCGAUCGUGACUGCGACGACGAUGUCGAGUAAGAGCGCGCAGUGGCUGCAGGAGGAGCUGGAGUCCGGCGCCGGCGCGCUGCUGCUGCUGGACUGCAGAGCCCACGAGCUGUACGAGUCCUCGCACGUCGAGUCCGCCAUCAACCUGGCCAUCCCGGGCCUCAUGCUCCGCCGGCUGAAGAAGGGCAACCUCCCGAUCCGCUCCAUCAUCCCCAACAACGAGGACAAGGAGAAAUUCGUCAAGAGGUGCAAGACGGACGUGGUGGUCUUGUACGACGAGGCGACCCCGGAGCGGCAGGAGUCCGGGCUCGGGAGCUCCGUGCUGGGGCUGCUGCUGCAGAAACUGCGGGACGACGGGUGCAAGGCUUUCCACCUGGAGGGUGGCUUCAACAAGUUCCAGUCGGAGUACCCCGAGCACUGCGAGACCAACUUGGACUGCUCCUGUACCAGCAGCUCGCCGCCUGCCUCCGUGCUCGGCCUGGGAGGACUUCGCAUCAGCUCCGACUGCUCGGACGGGGAAUCCGACCGCGAGCCGGGCAGCGCCACCGAGUCGGAGGGCAGCCCGCUCCCCAUUAACCAGCCGGCGUUUCCUGUCCAGAUCCUGCCGUACCUUUACCUGGGCUGUGCCAAAGACUCCACCAACCUGGAUGUGCUCAGCAAGUACGACAUCAAGUACAUCCUCAACGUGACGCCCAACCUGCCCAACAUGUUCGAACACGAAGGGGACUUCAAGUACAAACAGAUCCCCAUCUCCGAUCACUGGAGCCAGAACCUGUCUCAGUUUUUCCCCGAGGCCAUCUCGUUCAUCGACGAGGCCCGCUCCCAAAAGUGCGGCAUCCUGGUGCACUGCCUGGCCGGGAUCAGCCGCUCGGUGACCGUCACGGUGGCCUACCUGAUGCAGAAGCUCAACCUGUCGCUCAACGACGCGUACGACUUCGUCAAGAGGAAAAAGUCCAACAUCUCCCCCAACUUCAACUUCAUGGGCCAGCUCCUAGACUUUGAGCGGACGCUGGGCCUCAGCAGCCCCUGUGACAACCACUCGACGUCCCCGACGCACAACGACCAGCUCUUCUUCACCACCCCGACCAAUCACAACGUGUUUCAGCUGGACACGCUGGAGUCCAGAUGAAAACCGCUGGGGUGGCUGUUCCUUCUCAUGUUUUAAGGGGGGACGGGGACUGGGGGGGGGACGGGUAAGGUGGUUAAACCUGGUUUUGUAACCAGGAUAACGAGUGGCUGCGCUGGAAGGAAGUUGCCAGGAUGUUUUAGCCCCCCAAGGCCCGUUGUCGGAGAGCCUUUGGCGAAGGAACAGCGGCGGGGCCGGGAAGGUCACGGAUGCCACGCUGAAAGAGGAAGGUUUUUUUUUUUCUUUUCUUUUUUUGGGGCGUUUUAACCCGGUGGGGGGGGACUGAUAAAUGGGUUUACAGUGGCGUCCUCUCCAUUUGAAAAUCGAAGGAGAAAGAGCCGUGAUCAACUUGUCUUGUCGCAAAGAACCUAGGAGACUUAACCGCCCGGGCGAAGGACGCAGGGAGGACAGACAGCUUCAUACAAAGAUAGGAAAAAUCUACGGCGCCCGACUCGCCAGAGAAGGACAUCCUCUCCGUCUUUCUGUCGGCUCUCUGGCCGAGCUGACUGGUGCCAAGUGGAGGACCUGGGAUUUACUUGUAGGAGAUCUCGCUCUACUGAAUGUAGAGUCUUACAAACCAAGGAGUUAACACAGAUGUUUGUACUGUAUGUACUGUAUCUAUGUCAACGUACAUCCAGUAUGUCUUUAUGCAUUUUUGUAUAUUUUUGUGUACAUUUUUGCGCACAAAUCUGUACCUUAUAUAAAUAUAUACACAUAGAAAUUGUAUCUAUCCAAUCCAACAAUGGCUUAAGAGAUUGUAAAACUAACGAAAGGGUGGAGACGCCAACAAAGAGGAACGUUAUUGUGGUAUUCCCAGUUGUCUUUUUUUCUUUUCCUUUUUUUUUCUUCCUCUCCUCGAGGUUUGUAAUGACCUAAUGCAGUUUGCACAGUGGCGUAGCCAUUGACUUGUUGGCACUCGGAGCCGGUGCUGGAAACGGGCAGAUAAAGAGACAUUCAGAGAGGAGGAGCGGAAAGGAGAGGCCAGUCCCAGGCUGCGACAAGUGCCGACAGCUGCACCGCUGAGUGGGCAGGGAGCAGGAACUGCCCCCCCCCCACAGACCCCCCUCUUCGAGCGAAGGACGAGGUUCAGGGGGUUAGAGGUUUGGGUGGGUUAUUUAGGGGAUGGGGGGGCAGACAGAUACUACAGGCGAGUUGACUUUGGGUCAAGUGCAGGUUCCUUCUUCCGUCCCCAUCCAGUUGCCUUACAACAAGUACCAGUUGUCUUUUUGUUAGUUCAGUUAGGAAGUGAACCUCUGGACUUCCUCGGUUAUUUCAUCGCGUUGCAUACUGUCCGACCAACAGUGUGUUUUGUCUUUUUUUGCCAAAUUGGUUCCUCACACCUCUGGUGUUUGAGGCGCUGAGGUAGUGUUAACAUUUCAAAACGACUUUUCGCGCAGCUUAUUUGACCUCAACAUCUGGCAAGGAAGUGCCUCACCACAUUGUUGUAUUACCAUACUUCUUUUUGCCUAACAGGACUUUUAAUUUUUUUUAAUUUACAUCCUCAACUUAGGUUCCUUUUACCAGAAUACAAAAACGACUGUAGUGUGGUCCUGGCGUUGUAGUGUUGUGCACUGGGACUGGCCUCAGCUACAGACUGCACUUACAGUAGCUCCACGUCCGAUAACUGCAUUGGAGAAAACGCAAAGCAAAGGGAUCACCCCCGUUUUGUCAAAGAAAGGUUUGUCUGAGUUGAUUCACCCUUUAGCCUUGGCUAUAUGAAAGAUAUAUUAAACGCAAAUUGAUAUAAAUAAAUAAAUAUAUAUAUAUAUAUAUAAUAAUAGCGCUAAUGGUAAACAGAUUGGUAUUAUUUUGUAUACCUGAGCAUGCUGCUGUACUGUAUGCUCUCUAACAGUGACCACGGGUUGGAUGUUGCUUCACGUGGCAGGAAGACGAAUGAUGAGGACCGUUUUUUUUAACUGCUGUUGCUGCUGAACACAGCGGUACACAGCACGUAGUUAAAGAGCUUUCUGAGAUCUUUUCCACAUCAGAAGCACCUUAAAUUGAAAUACUCCAAAAAGAAGGUGCAAAUGCUGCAGUAUUUGCGCUUUUUCAUCGCAGGUUUCCUCCAAUGAGUCCAACAGCACGGCAGCACUUAAACUUAUGUCAGUGUCUGUAGGCACAUUUGGCGUCACGCAUCAACAAGUUGAUUUUUUUUUUUAGGAGAGAUCUACUUUCUUUCUUUGACGGAUGCUCAUAAGAGUCUGAUUCGACAUGUAACUGCACAAACCUGUUGCCCGUAUCAAGCCGGUUGUGGCCACCGAUGGGACGGCUCCAUAAACAAGCUAAUGUCUUCUCAACCUUUUGUAGACUGGUUUUGUUUCACAAAAAGGUUAAAAAAAAAGCAGAUUGGUUUUGACGGUACUCCAAAAAGGAAAAAAAUGCUAUUAAUUUGCUGUCUAAAUAUCUUAAAAACAUCAUGCCACUGGAAACACGGCUCUCUCCAGAGUUCCGAGUCAAGUACAGACAACCUGCACGUCCUCCUCUGGCCUGGUGGUCCGAGGGCGACCUGCAGUUGGUUGAAAUUUUGCAAAUGAAGCUGAAAACGCUACACGUUCUCGUUGCAUCGUUAAAGGCUGCAGAGGUGUGGUUGCGGAGCGCUGAUGUGGACUCACAGGUCUAGAAGCAAAGAAGUGGGCAGACGGCACGGUUGUUGAAUCUGAACAGGGUUGGUUUUUCGCUGGCCUUAUAUAAUCUUUCUAACUUGUUUCUAAUGCUGACUGUUCAAUACUUUGUAUCUCACUUUAGAAAAAAACGUUGUGUAAAAAGUUAUUUGUUGUUAUUUGAAUCAGAACAUGGUAAUAACAGCGGGUCACACAAGGUCCUCUUUGUUACUCUGCAAUAUAUCAAAACACCCUUUUUUGCAGGUUUUUUUUGUAGAUCUAAGACCUCAAAUUUUUUUAAACUUCUUCUUUUGUACCAUAUCUAUUCUAUUAUUACCACACAAGAUCCAGCUCGAUGCGGCUCGUGGACCGAAGUAACAUUUCACCUGGGGUGUCCGAUACCUAAAGAGGCCCCACUAACGCCCACACAGCUGUGUGUCAGCUUAUUACACCCCCCUGCUUAUAUGAUUACGUCUUUCUCCGUUUUGAUAUCACAUGCUCUAUUCCUGUGGCCUUUCGAUAUGAAUAUAUAUCUAUGUGUUAUUAAUUAAUAUGCAAAUUUCCUCUCCUGCAACAUCAGAGAUGAAAACAGUACUACCACGCUUGAAUGGCUUUCUCUCGUCUGCAGUUAUGUCCCACUUAAAAGAAGCAAAACAACUUCAUCACUGGCACCCUAGAAUUGAAAUAUAUUUCAGUACGGAGCUUUUCUAUUUCACCAGAAAAUGGAUGGUUUUGAGCUGCUUUCUUGUGUUUUCUUUUCUGUGUGUGUGUGUGUGCGCGUGUGUGCGCGUGUGUCUUUGUAACAAUGAGAGAGAAAUCAAGUCUUUUUCUCUGUUUUUACAUUUGUCAGAUCACGGGAACGGCCGUUUCUGUGUCCUUAAACGUGUAGCUACAUCUGGGUAGGAGUGUGCUCGGGAGGGGAAGAGAAGCGAAAGAGAGGGGCGGCGGCACUAAGUACACGGCGAAAGAAAAAGUGGAUGAUUUUUAAAAUGUUACCUCAGUGAGGAAUUUUUCAGGGAUUUUUUUGACAAUGCAUCUUGCAUCGCGUUACAGCUUCAGACACGUGUCAAAAAGCUGUUUUGUAUUGUGCUGUAAACGGUUUUUAAAAGGAAAUGCAAUCUGAAAUUUGAAAACAAGGGGCAUGUUAACCGGGGCAGUUUCACCAUCUGUCUACUGAAGGAAAUAUGAUUGACCCCAUGAAUUGUACAGUGUAUGGAAACAACACAAGACAUGUUUGUACCGCAAAUAAAUAUUGAAAUAUUUUUUUCUUUACAA
Messenger RNA from Pungitius pungitius (ninespine stickleback), 5445 nucleotides. It is a transcript of the gene dusp7, whose product is annotated as dual specificity phosphatase 7. The record is from RefSeq and is a predicted model, not a curated record. Gene Ontology annotation, molecular function: MAP kinase tyrosine/serine/threonine phosphatase activity; MAP kinase tyrosine phosphatase activity; protein tyrosine/threonine phosphatase activity. Lineage: Eukaryota; Metazoa; Chordata; Actinopteri; Perciformes; Gasterosteidae. The coding region runs from base 416 to 1573 and encodes 385 amino acids. Gene Ontology annotation, biological process: protein dephosphorylation; negative regulation of MAPK cascade. Gene Ontology annotation, cellular component: cytoplasm; cytosol. The transcript has 3 exons.